UUGAAGAAAGAAUGCUUUUGGGUGGUGGGUACGUGGAGAAGAUGCGGUCCAUCCAGCUGUCCCUCGGAAUGCUAGCCAUCUUGACCAUGACUGUGUAUGUCCCAUCUACACAUGGAGUGCCUUUUUUCCUACUAGGUAAGCUGGAAUACAGGCUAGAUGACACAGAUAACCGAGUGCUUCCGGAGAGAGAAGACACAAAUCACAAGGACACAUUGCUUCCUCUGCUUAAUAAGAAGUUUGCAUGGAGGACUCCAGGAAAUUUUGACUGGGAGCUGGCAAAGAAAUUUGACGACUUUGAACAGCUGUUGAAGUUUAAGGAUCAGCUCUCAGCUGAGGAAGGGUCAGAGGUGGCCGAUGCCUUGGAAAGUCUCUCAGCAUCCCAGCCCAAAAAACGUGCCUGCUUUUGGAAAUACUGCAUCUGAAGGCUUGCUAGGACUUGAAGAAGACGAUGGGUCCUUCCCCAAACUGCGUGCUGGGUGUUAAUGUGUUAAGAGUUUGUUCUGUUCUCUCAUCUUGUUGCUAACUUAGAUGCCACCCUCUGUGACUGCACCACAGCCAAGUCUAAGAGGCACCAUGAUAGGUGCAGGAAGCUCCCUGCCACCUCUGCUGCUCCUUUCCAUGCCUCACCUUCCACAGUCUCCUGCUUGGAAGAUGCUCCCCAACUUCACUUGCUGUGCCAUUCAGACUGCUGCCACCAUACAUUCUUGCCCUUCUCACCAGGUCCCCAAAGGCACCAAAAACCAACCCAGUCCCCUGAGCUCAGCCCUCUGCCCACGUGCAGACGUCGCUCACGGUGUGACCUGGGUUUUGCGUUGUGUCCCAUGAGCAGGUCUCGGAAGCCCCAGCACCCUCUGAUAGGAAAGGGAGGCAGUUUGGGUGCAAUGGGAGGGCCCAGGGCUGCCUGCCUUGGCUUGCUGAGCCAGAGCUGUUGUUCCUUGUCGUGUCCCACCAACAUAUGCAGUAGGUUUGGGGGAGGACGGGCACAGAAGUCUGGAUCUUUUGGAUAUCACUCCAAUAAAGAUUUUCUGUUGCACAGAA
Messenger RNA from Phasianus colchicus (ring-necked pheasant), 1038 nucleotides. RefSeq names its product urotensin 2B (gene UTS2B). Gene Ontology annotation, molecular function: hormone activity; G protein-coupled receptor binding. The record is from RefSeq and is a predicted model, not a curated record. NCBI's taxonomy places the organism in Eukaryota, Metazoa, Chordata, Aves, Galliformes, Phasianidae. Gene Ontology annotation, biological process: blood vessel diameter maintenance; regulation of blood pressure. Gene Ontology annotation, cellular component: extracellular region.